This is a messenger RNA of Chara braunii, 2136 nucleotides long. The record is from the annotation of a GenBank genome assembly. NCBI's taxonomy places the organism in Eukaryota, Viridiplantae, Streptophyta, Charophyceae, Charales, Characeae.
UAGUGUGUCCGGGUAGGGCAACGUGGUGAGGAGUGGGACCCUUGUCGUGCACCAACACCACGAUGGACGACUACCCGAUGUAUGGGUUGCUGGUUGGGCUCUCCCUCUGGGGCACCCUCUGGCAUCUCCUCUUUCCUCUGGGAUUUUGGCAUACCUUUGCGUGUAGAGUAGGGCCCACUCGAGGUGGUACCGCCACCCAACCAUACACGAAGGAGGAGGAGGAGAAGAUGGCCGCCAUCCUGCAGGAGAGGAAGGAGAAGAAGGAGGCCAAGAAGAAGGCCUUGAAAGAGGAACAGGCGGCCAAACUAAAAAAGAUGGAAGAAGAGAUGGCCAGGGAGAAAGAGAGGUUGAAAAAGGAAGAAGAAGAGAAGCUGAAGGAGGUGGAUGAAGAAGAGGAAGGACCACCACUGCAAAAGAGUGGGCAGCACAGCGACAACAACAGUGAUGAGAUGGAGAAGAAGAUUUCGGAGUGGGUCCCCAACUUAUCCCUGGGUGAGGAGGAAGAGGUUGCUAUGUACAUCCCCAAGGAUGAGCAAGAAGCCGCCAUGAAGAAAUGGGAAGCAGAAGAAGAUGUUCUGGCGCGGCGGGUGAUGGAGGAUGAACAGAGGAUGGCGUGGAAGCUCGCAGUGAUGAGGGAGAAGAAGAGAAGAGUGGAGGCGGCGAAUGCAGCAAUGCAAGAACUAGCGGAGGUGAGGACUGCCUUAACAACACAAUUGACUCCGCAAGUAGAUCUCCAACGCAAAGUGGAGAUCAUCGCCCAGAGCAUUGACCGGUUAGCUAAAGUGCAAGAAAAGCACUAUGAGUUUAGUCGCGGCCAGGAGAUAUCCGUGCGUUCGAUGCGAACGGGAUCACAGGAUUUUGCUCGCGAACUAGUAGGCGCUGUGGGAUCCGAGGUGAGUCAUCGCCUCGAGAAGACUGAGCGUUUUUGUGUCGGCGCCAUCGAAGGCGUCAAGGUGGCCACUCCCAAGGAGGAGGAGGCCCGUCCUCGCAGGGAGUCAGUCAAAGUCAAAUUCCCUGAUUCCUACAGUGGGAAAAGGGAAGAGAACUUUGACAAUUGGGAGGCCAAUGUUAAGACCUAUGUGCAUUUGCAACAGGUCUCCCCGGAUCAGCAGGUCUUAAUUGCGAUCCAUGCACUUAGAGACGAGGCCGCCAGUUUUGCGAGAUCCCUUGUUCGUGCUGCCAACUGUAGUGACGAUCCAGUUACGUAUUCCUCGUUUACGUCCCUCAUUGAAUUCUUGAAGCUGCUGCACGAGCGAUUCGCUGAUGUUGCCCGUAGCCAGUGUCUAGACAGCUGUCCCGAGACUGCUUGUGUUAGAGUUUCGCUACACACCUCCCUCACAGGCGUGGGGGAAGAGUUGAAGGAGAGGAGGCCCACCUGGGCCAAGAUGAAGAAGGAGAAUAAAAGGCAGCUGAUUUUAUUAGAUGCAGAGAUUUUUAGAAGUAGAGUAGGGGCCCUAGUAGACUCAGGGGCCACCCGCAGCUAUAUUAGUAAGCAAACGCUGCAGAAGUUGAGGCUGGGACUUAAGGUCCAGAAACUGACAGACCCCAUAGUUAGUAUCCUCGCGGACAAUCGUAUCAUGGUUGUAGAGGAUUACGUAGAGGGAGUUCAGGCGUAUUUUCGCCUAGAGAAAGAUGGGAAGGUGGAGAAGGUUCUCCACUCCCUGACUCUCCUCGUAGAGGACAGCCUCCCGUUUAAUCUAGUACUGGGAAUGGAUUGGGGAGAGGCAGCCGGGGCAACGCUCCAUCUGAAGGAGCACAAGUGUAGACUCCCUAGUUCUGCAGGCGAGGCUAAGAUUGCCCGUUUGUUUCAUGUGUCGGGAGUAGAGAAUUCCUUGGCACAUUGCUGCCUUAGUGCCCCUGCGUUCACCAGAUUGGUGAAGAAGGAGAAAUUAGAUGAACAGGUCUUUGUUGCCUAUGUUAGGCCCGUCACUGAGCCUACGGAAGAGAAGUCGAUGGACCCUGCGAUUGCCAAGCUGCUGGAGGAGUUAAAAGGAUUUGACUGAGCCGCCGACAGGCACGGUGCCGCGGCCCAUCCAGCACCGUAUUGAGAUAGAGCCUGGCAGUAGAACUCCUAAGGGUGUUGUGUAUAGGAUGUCCCCGCGGGAGUUAGAGGAGCUUCGCAAGCAAUUAGACGAG